GAAGAAGCAGAAAAAGCAUUUUUUGUUUACAGUUGCAAAGUGUGUUCUUUUUUACAGCAAGUGCUAAUGAUUAGUUUAGUUUAAAGAUAAAAUUCAAACAAUAAUAAGAAAUGGCUGCAUCACGCUCACGUCGGCACAAUGCGGGCAAUAAAAUAGCUAAACUAUUAGACGAAGAGGAAGACGAUUUCUACAAAACUUCAUAUGGCGGUUUUCAGGAUGAAGAAGACGACAAUGAAUAUGUCCAAAAAGACGAAGAAGAGGAUGUGGUGGACUCCGACUUCAGCAUUGACGAGCAGGACGAGCCCGUCUCCGAUCAAGAAGAGGCUCCCGACAAAAAACGCAAACGGGGUGGUGUCAACACAAAAGCAUACAAGGAACCUGCUAAGCCAACGCCUGUCAAAAAGGACGCAAAACCCUCAACCACGCUGCACAAGAAACGUGCUGGCGGAGGCGUUGUAAAGCGUCGCGUGCGUCCACGCUUCACUGUGCAAGACUCGGGACGCAAGUCCAUACGCACAUCGACUGCCAUUAAGACACAGGCGACUAAGAUACGGUUAAAGGAAUUGGAUGAUGCGCGCAAACGGAAGAAGAAAAAGGUACGAGUGGAGGAUUAUAUGCCCUCGCAGGAGGAGCUGCUGGAAGAGGCCAAAAUCACCGAAGAGGAGAAUAUCAAGUCAUUAGAGAAAUUUCAAAAAAUGGAAUUGGAGAAAAAGAAGACACGACCCACGAAAAGGGUUUUCACUGGCCCAACAAUACGCUAUCAUUCGAUGACCAUGCCAGUGAUGCGUAAGCCAACUCGCACCACAACCCUGCCACAUGAUCCCAACGAUCCAGCCGCGAAAUGUGAGCGUACAUUCGUGACCAUCGAGAAUGAUUUCAAUGACAAGGCUUUCCAUGCAAUCUUCCGACCCAAACGAGUCCCAAAAAAUUCUAGUGGCAUCUGUCCCAUUACCAGAUUGCCGGCGCGCUACUUUGAUCCUGUCACCCAACAGCCAUACUACAGCAUACAGGCAUUUAAGAUACUUAGAGAAGCGUACUAUAUGCAACUGGAACAGCAGAGCAGCGGCAACGAGCCGCCAGAGUUGGCCAAAUGGAUGGAGUGGCGUAAACUGGUUAAAGAGAAUCGCCAGAAGGCGGCUAGCUCUAAAUUGAACAUAUUGAAGGAUUAGAUGUUGGAGUGCACUCUCGACUAAUAAUAAUUAGAGCCGUUCACAAUACUAAAUUGUGAGGAAGAAGAUUAA
Messenger RNA from Drosophila sulfurigaster albostrigata, 1241 nucleotides. It is a transcript of the gene YL-1, whose product is annotated as vacuolar protein sorting-associated protein 72 homolog. The transcript has 4 exons. Lineage: Eukaryota; Metazoa; Arthropoda; Insecta; Diptera; Drosophilidae. Gene Ontology annotation, molecular function: ATP-dependent H2AZ histone chaperone activity. Gene Ontology annotation, cellular component: nucleus. Bases 111 to 1169 code for a protein of 352 amino acids. The record is from RefSeq and is a predicted model, not a curated record. Gene Ontology annotation, biological process: regulation of DNA-templated transcription; chromatin remodeling.